UCUAUUUAUUUAUUGAAAGAUUAAAGUAGGGGACAACCUCUUUCUCUUUCGAACAAGAAAUUGAAUUCCUAGAGAGAUAAUUGAAUUUUUCCGAGUGGUUGAGCAAUGCAGGUGAGUCCGAAGGUUAAUGAACGCUCCAUUACUGCAGCAACCGAGUCUGCAGAAAAUGAGCUGUUUUCUUACGACAAGAAUCCACAUCCACCACCAGUAGUACGAGAUCAAGAAGAAGAAGAAGAAGAAGAAGAGUUUAGUUUCUUAUGCACAAACCCAUCGGGAUCGCUGAUAUCAGCUGAUGAUAUAUUCCAAAACGGGCAGAUCAGGCCCAUUUUCCCUUUAUUCAACCGAGAUGGUGGUCCCCUGUUCAUUGAUGAUGAUAAAGCAGCAGCAGCAGCAGCAGCAGCAGGAGGAGGAGGUCCGUUCAUGUUCGUGGAAGAACGCAACGAAGCUGAGGGACCGAGCUGCGUGUGGACAGGGGGUAGCAAAGCCUUGCCGGAUCAACAGACAUGCAGGAAGAGCAACUCCACGGGGUUCUCGAAGCUAAGGAGGUUUCGAGAAUUUGUUCUUCGAAGUAACAGUGAUGGAAAGGAUGCCUUCGUCUUCUUAAAUCAUGAAGAUUCUACUUCUAAACAUCUUUCAACAACAACAACAACAGCUGCUACUUCCGAAAAGAUAGGUACUGAGAAGAAGACGAAGAAGCAGGAUGUGGUGGUUGUGAAGAGAAAAGAGCAGAGCAGUAAAAGGGUGUCUUCGUCGUCGUCGUCAGCACACGAACUGCAUUACCUGAGGAACAGAGCGAUCAAGGACGGGGAUAAACAAAAAUCAUAUUUGCCAUACCGGCAGGAUAUCUUUGGUUUUUUCACUAACGUUAGCGAUCUCAGCAGGAACAUUCAUCCUUUUUAGACUAGUUUCUAAAUCUAGAGGUUUGUAAAGUUGAAGUUAAUUAGACUUUGGAUUUUUUAGGAGUUAUGUUAAUACUUAAUCAGCACCUGCUCACUACUCAAGACAUAGCUAGUUUGUUAAGAGAGAUUGUGCUCCAUUAUUGGCAUCUCUCUUACAUGAUUACAUGAAUCCUUCUGUUGAGCAAGUGUUCAUCUCUGUUAAUAGCCAUAACCACAAACAAGUAGACUGUCCAAUGUAAUGGGGGUUUCGAAAACAUUACUGCUAGAUGCGGAAGCCAACAUUAUUAGCAAAA
Molecule: messenger RNA, 1192 nt
Organism: Populus nigra (black poplar)
Lineage: Eukaryota; Viridiplantae; Streptophyta; Magnoliopsida; Malpighiales; Salicaceae
Exons: 1
Coding region: 106-900 (264 amino acids)
Source: RefSeq, a predicted model, not a curated record